UAGAGCUUGGUGGUUCAGUUCACAUUUACCGUUACAGAAUAGUGUUGUGCUUUCGAAGCAGCUACUUGUCAUUACCAAUGAUGGAUAACUUACGUGUAUAAUGUAAUCGUGAAUAGUUUUUUCACAUUUUAAACGCAUAGCAUCAGCGUUCAUUGAAUUUACAUUCUCGUAAAAUUCGUUGCGUGAAAUUUUCCACACCGAAGCAAUGCUAUCCUGCCAUUUUUCAAAUCUCGUCGUCGUGUAAUACCUUUUUUGAAAUAUCUAGAUGUUGUUUUCGAAUUACCUUCGCUCGUAUUCGUCCUCAACGAACGUGUCUUUCUUGUUCCCAUCUCCGUUGAUGAAGACGUCGAAUAAUGGUAAAUGAACUGCAAGAGAAGUUCUUCUGCCCUCGUUUGAUUGACUACAUAGUCGUAGUCGGUAGUUAUUCGCCUUUAUCGAAACAUUCGUCGGCUCCACCGACAUCGGAGUCGCGAAAUAAACACAAUGCGCCGAAAGAAGAAAGCGCCCCGCUUAAUCGGAGCUCAUCGGUGGCUACUUCGAAACCAAGACAGAACCGAUCCAGCCGAAGUAGCCGUAAAACAUCGCUGUAUUCUGUUGGAAGAGCUUUAACAUGUUCUUCGUUUGGAGCAUCCAAUAGCAGUAUUUCGCACAUACAAAGUCCAGAUUUACUUCGAAGGUUUCCUGAAGAAGACCAUAAGGACUUUGCUCUGCCCAAAGAUGUGGUUUGCUUUUGUCAACCAGAAGGAUGUAUCACGACUUCUGGUCGACUUUCUGAGUACAAUAAAGUAUCAUCGUUUGUGUUCACUAUUAGCGAUAAGGAUACAGUGAGAACAAGAUAUGGCGUCUGCGUCAAUUUUUAUAGACCCGUUAAGCAAAAGUUGAGACAUUUCAGAUCUAGAAACAUGGAAAGCGUUGAUUAUUCGUCUAGUUCAGAAUCAUCAUCAGAUAAAGAAUCUAAACCACAAGGCACCUACGAAUACGGCACCAGCGAAUUCCACGAACAUUACCCUCAAGAUAAACAAGGGCAGCAAACACCCCGAGGUUCGUGGACUGGUCAAACGCCUCCUCCGAUCAGCAGCAGGUCUCGAAACAAAACACGAUAUAACACUUUAACGUCGCUGUGCCUGAUAUCGCAUCAUCCUUUUUUUAUGGCUUUUAGAGAAUGUUUAUUUUAUUUGAAAAGUUUAAUAGAUGUUUGUAACGAGUCUGUCACCAAAGGUCCGGGACGUCAUAGGAGAAGGGCGAGCAUUUGGGAUGUAAUAAUACAGAAAUCCAACUCAGAAACUCCUCUAAUUCGGCAUUACAUUAAAGAAAUAGAAAAAUGGAUCCUACGCCUGUUAAGUGCCCCCGUUCCUGUACCUGGAAAAACCAGAGUUGAGGUGGAGUUAUUUGCUCCCGAGGAGAACAGACCGCCUUUAUUGUUCGCUUUACCAGAUCAUACGCGUUUUACUUUAUUAGAUUUUCCAAUUCAUUUACCUUUGGAGUUGUUGGGUGUAGAGAGCUGUAUACAAGUGUUGUGUUUGAUAUUAUUAGAAUAUAAGGUGGUGUUCCAGUCUCGCGAUUAUAAUGCGUUAUCAAUGUCUGUGAUGGCUUUCAUUGCGUUAAUAUAUCCUUUAGAUUAUAUGUUCCCAGUCAUACCCUUGUUACCAAUUAGUAUGGAUCUUUCAGAAUGUCUGUUAGACAAUCCUACUCCUUAUGUGGUUGGUGUUCCUGUAAAUUUCUUUCUAUUGAAGAAACAUUUCACGUUACCGGAUGACAUAUGGUUAAUAGAUUUAGACUCGAAUAAAAUCAUAUCUCCUGACAAAGCACGAACCAUUCCUCCAUUACCACAGCCAGAUGGAACAAUUUUGAAAAAUCAUCUUAGACAGGCAAUCAGUAGUCUGUCAUCGUCGAUGCCUAUUUUCUCACAAUCAUCAAGUUCUGCACAUCGUGAAUCAGAUGCAUUAACUGAAAGCAGCGGAAGUGGAGGACCUGCUUCUAGUAUGAAUGAAAUUUUAGAACGAGCUAGUCGAGAAAGCUGUGAAUCCAUAACUAAAUGGAUAGCCGAACAGCAGCAAGCUGGAUUAAGCAAUGAAAUGCAAGAGCUUCAAAGACGAGAAUCGCAAUCGAAUCAGUCCAAUAUACCAAACCUGUUCGUUUAUGGGAACGAUGUAGAUUCCGUUGAUAUCGCUGUUCGAGUAGCAAUGGUCAGAUUUUUCAACAGCAACAACAUGUUGGCAAAUUUAGUGGAGCAUACUAGAACCAUACGCUUAUUUCCUCGGCCUGUAGUGGCUUUACAAAUUAAAUCAUUCUUGCAAUCUCGUAUGAAAACGACUCCUUUCAUUGAAGAAUUCUGCAAAACUCAGGCUGUCGAAUAUUUUGCCGAAUGGUCUCUGACGCCGACUAAUGUUGUAUUUCAACGUAUUCAAACUGGCGUUCACGAUCCAGCUUUAAUCGGAGAUAAACCCAAGUGGUUCGCGCAAAAUCUAGAACCUGUGACGUUUUCUGUUUGGAGUAAAUCUGGCUCUUUGGAGAAUAUCUUGAAACAUGUCAAUAAUGAACACGAAGAGGUUACUGAUGAAAGUGGAGCAGAUUCUGAUAUCGAAGAUGACAACGUAUCACCUGCUUCGUCAGUAAAUGAUAAAAGAUCUGCGAGCUCUCCUGAGCCGGAUGCUGAAUAUUUAGGAACUGAAGAGGCUUCAGAAUCAGUUUAUGAUCCUCCGUUAGAGCUUAAAAUUCCAUCGGCGAUGGAAUUAUCAGAUAGUCCACUGCCAUCACCAGCAUCUUCACCAUCGACGGAAAGUGAUCUAAAUUCGCCGGAAUUCCAGCCUUCCUCCAUAUGCCCGCUAUCGGUCGCUCCUCCCUUACCCGCCUGCCCGAAAAAACGUACCAGUUUUGAUAGCAGUAGGAACGAUAGUAUUUGUUCGACCGCCUCGUUAAGUCGUCAGUCUAGUCGAGGAAGUGGACAAGAUAUGGUAGUCGGCUUAAGUAGAGAAUUAAGCUACCAAAAUUCCCAAGAAAGGGAAUCCGCUUUGUCUCCGUGUAGGAAAAAUAGCCAAGAUGGAUUUUUAGCGCAAAUGGAUAAAAUUACCAUUCAUGCUAAACGAGCCGCUGGUGAGGCUUCGAAAUCGGUACAGGAAGUUAGUAGGAGCGCUUUAGAAGCUAGUAAAACCGCAGCUGGAGUUAGUAAAAGUACAUUCGAAGAUUUAACCUAUGUUGGAAAGAAUACUUUGGGAGAUUUGACUAAAAGUGCUAAGCAGGUCGCGUCCAAGACUGGUUUUUUGAAGGCAAGUCUGUUGUCCGAAUUAUCAUCGGGAAACAAACAGACGCCUCAAAGUUCACAAAACGUAACUUCGUCUUCCGUUAUUCAAUCCGAUAUCAAUCGUUUAUCCGGUAAAGAAUUCUUGUCCAAUAUUAGUCAAGAUAUCAACGGCAUCGCAGCCCAAACUUCCAAUAUGUUCACCGACUUCUUCGGAAGUAAAAAUUCCAAAAGCAAUGAAAACACUUCUCCUACAAGAAGUAAAUCCAGAGGAUCAAUUUCCAAAAGUCCGAUUAAAGGCCAAAAAGUUCUAGCUGAGAAGUCUCCUUUAAUUAGACACUCUAGUCCAAAAAGACCCGACGAUGUGCCCAAACAACAAGGAUCAGAUAAGGCUUUGAAUAGUGCUGAGAAUCAGGGCUUCUUAAGAGAUCUGGCUCAUCAAAUAUUGGAAGGUGAAAGUGUUGGCUGGUUGAAAAUUAACCGUUGUAAAAAGCUUUUGGAAGAUGAGGGUAACAGAUGUUUACUGCUGAAUAAACUCAAUCGAACUCUGGACUGCAAAAUAAAUCCUUCAGAUCACGUAGAAGAUGUGUAUGUGAGUCGUACGACGUGGAAAUCAAUGCUGAAGCUUUUACAAGCCUGUAUUCAUGGAUUAGAAGUGAGCUUUACAAAUUCCAACUCUGGAGGAUUGGCUUCUGUGUUUUACCUGCUUGAAAUCGCUCAUACGCAUUAUUGGAGUAAGGAAGGAUGCGAUUCAUCUACGUCAGGAUUCGAUUCGCAGAUGUCGAGUCCUUUUGGAAGCCAUGAAAAUCUGAGAACGCCUACUUCUCCCAGUGAUACUUCUCAGUUUCCAGACUCGAGGAAGUCUUCGGAAGCCAGUACAUUUGGUGAAUGUUCUUCCACCAUCAAACUAACCACGAGUUCGGUUACUGGCGAUGAAGAGAGCACAACGCCAAUCAGUGACGUCAGCACUUCCGCUAGUGACGUUCUGAAAGAUUUAUUCAACCAAAAGAAACAAGCAUUCAUAUCAAAACUAUCAUCCAUCGAUGCAGAAGGUUUAGCUGAAGGCUUAUUACGCAUGUCACCAGAAUCAGGAAACGUUUCUGAGACUGGAAGCAUGGUAACCAAUCCUACUUAUACGUUACAAAGGAUGCAUAAAAAUAACGCCUCGUUCAGGAGUACAGUUUCCGAUAGCGAAAUUGAACAAAAUUCGCUUUCGAGGUACUCGAGAAAUCGUAUACCGAGUGCGUGGUCGAGCAAAUCUUCCCUAAGUGCCGGAUUUCGGUAUCAUGCCGGAGCCAUUCAUAACACUUUAGGUUUCAAUAGUCCGGAAAGUAAUCGAACUUAUUUAUUCGAAGGUUUCCUGGGUAAAGAAAGAUCAUCAUUGUGGGAUAAAAUGCAAUUCUGGGAAGAUGCUUUUAUAGACGCUGUUAGUCACGAAAGAGAUAUCGUUGGAAUGGAUCAAGGACCCGGGGAAAUGAUGGACAGGUAUAAACAUUUAAGCGAAAACGAACAAAGAAGACUGGCUCAUGACGAAGACCGUCUGCUAUCAACAAUGCUGUACAAUUUGACUGCAUUCAUGUUAAUGAUGAACGUGAAAAAGAACUUGAUCAAUUCCAAAGUGCGAAGUAUGCUGGGUAAAUGCCGAAUCGCCAUUUGCUACGCCGAAGAAAUAACUUCGCUGUUGUAUCGUCUGAAUAAUCUACACGGAAACGAUGUAGACUUGAAAUGUGUAGCUUCACGUCUGGGUCACGGGCAAAGUUUCGCCGUUCAUGUUGGUACCGAUGCAUCUGGCCUGUUGCUUUUUGUCGAAGUUCGAGAUGACGGUCUGGUCAUGAGAUCGAUAAACGGUGUAAUAUCGGAAAGAUGGUGGUACGAACGUGUCAUCAACAUGACGUACAGUCCGAAGAAUAAAGUUCUCUGUUUAUGGAAAAAAGUCGGUGGCCAGACUAGUUUACAUAAGUACUUUACCAAAAAGAGCAAACAAUUAUAUUAUUGCAUCAAAUCGGCAAUGGAACGAGCCGUAGCCCAAGGCCAGCAUCUAGGACAGACUGUCGAAUUAGGUGGCGAAUUUCCAGUCAAAGAUAUUAAUACUGGCGAAGGAGGCUUACUUCAAGUUUGCAUGGAAGGAGUUGGUUUAUUAUUUUCUGGUAGUAAGGAUUUUGAGUUCUUCGUGAAAUUAAAAAGCAUCAGGAAGUGUUUCACGGUGAAAGGACGAUACUUCGUUUUAGAAGAAUACAACCCAAAAACAAGGAUGAUUGUGCAGCGAAAAUACGAAUCUUCUUUGGCUGGUCAAAUAUGUUACUCGGUCCUGUGCGUGUUUUCGUAUACAGCAGCCAUUCAUCACCAUAAAAGAAAAAGUCAAAGCACGUCGGAAAAUCCAUUAGACUUCAAGCCACCGCCAAAAAGUUCAGUCAUGUCUUAGAUAUAAUAUUUUAAUGUUCACAUAUAGUCGUACUGGUACUAUACCCAUAUUACCUAUGUUUCAUUUCAUUCUGAUUUUCUGUGUAUUUUGUAACUCUAUUAGCUUCAACUUUUAUCAAUUGUGAAUAUUGUUUAGCGUUUUUCGUUGUACGUACUUACAUAUUAUUUUUAUUUCAAUUCAUUGAUCGUUUUGUAUUUUACGUUUUAAAUCUCCCUCGUUUAUUCUUAUUUAAAAAUUUGAAU
Messenger RNA from Planococcus citri (citrus mealybug), 5902 nucleotides. It is a transcript of the gene Rab3-GEF, whose product is annotated as Rab3 GDP-GTP exchange factor. The record is from RefSeq and is a predicted model, not a curated record. Gene Ontology annotation, biological process: regulation of Rab protein signal transduction; regulation of apoptotic process. The transcript is spliced from 34 exons. Lineage: Eukaryota; Metazoa; Arthropoda; Insecta; Hemiptera; Pseudococcidae. Gene Ontology annotation, cellular component: cytosol. Gene Ontology annotation, molecular function: guanyl-nucleotide exchange factor activity. Bases 354 to 5660 code for a protein of 1768 amino acids.